AUGCCCGCCUUGGCUGCUGGCCAUGGUACUUCUGUGGAGCACCUGCAAGAUGUGCCCGUGUUUGCUGUGCAUGCUGGCUUCCUGGGGGACAGCACGCUGCGCGAGGGGGCCGUCUCCGCCUUCUUCCUCAUCUUCCUCUCCGAGCUGGGCGACAAGACCUUCUUCCUGGCCCUGCUCCUGGCCCUGCAGCUCCCCCGGGGCCUGGUUUUUGCCGGCACCUGGGGCGCCCUGGCCAUCAUGACCCUGCUCUCCGUGGGCCUGGGCCGGGCCCUGCACGUCGCGCAGGUGGUGGUGCCCAGCCUGCCCGGCGGCAUCCCGCUGGACGACGGGCUGGCGGUGGUGCUGCUGGCCGCCUUUGGCGUGCAGGCGCUGCUCAGCGUGCCGGAUGCCGACGAGGCGGUGGAGGACGAGCGGGCGGGGGCGGAGGGCCUGGUGGGAGGGCUGCUGGCCAAGAGCGGCAACGGCAUAGGGGGCUCGCUGGGCCUGGUGGCGUCCUGCUUCGCGCUGGUAUUUGCCGCAGAGUGGGGCGACAAGUCCUUCCUGGCCACCAUCGCCCUUUCGGCGGCCUCCGAUCCCCUGGGCCCCUACAUCACCGACGUGGCGUCGAGCUACUCCCCCGACAUGCUGCUGGGGGGCCGGCGGGGCGCGUCCGCCGUCGCGCAGCAGCGGCCGCCGGUUGCCGCGCACUGA
Molecule: messenger RNA, 690 nt
Organism: Auxenochlorella protothecoides
Lineage: Eukaryota; Viridiplantae; Chlorophyta; Trebouxiophyceae; Chlorellales; Chlorellaceae
Product: GDT1-like protein 1, chloroplastic
Exons: 4
Coding region: 1-690 (229 amino acids)
Biological process (GO): Golgi calcium ion homeostasis; calcium ion transmembrane transport; Golgi calcium ion transport
Cellular component (GO): Golgi apparatus; chloroplast thylakoid membrane
Molecular function (GO): manganese ion transmembrane transporter activity; calcium ion transmembrane transporter activity
Source: RefSeq, a predicted model, not a curated record